Molecule: messenger RNA, 710 nt
Organism: Gigantopelta aegis
Lineage: Eukaryota; Metazoa; Mollusca; Gastropoda; Neomphalida; Peltospiridae
Exons: 1
Source: RefSeq, a predicted model, not a curated record
AUGCCCAGCCGACCCGGACGAGAACGGGGCGCCCCGCAUAGUGAGGCAGGUCCACGGGAAGGUUUGAAGCAACGGUCCGAGCUCGAUCCCGACACGCCACCCCCGAGUGGCCCGCGCGCCCAGACCGCCCCGACGGAACGCCCCCGGCCCCGGCCGAAACCCGACGAGAGGACCCGACGAGCGCGAAAACCCGCCGAAACGCCGGACACGCCCAGGAACAAACCGGGCGGAGAGGAACCAAGAGCGGAGAGGGACGACCGCGACCAGGGGAACCGGCAGGCCCGCCCCCAGCCCGUUGCCAUUCCCAACGUUCGUCUCCAGCCCGGGAUGGGCCCAGCCCUCAGAGCCAAUCCUUGGUCCCGAAAGUUACGGAUCCAAUUUGCCGACUUCCCUUACCUACAUUUUGCCAUCGGACUAGAGGGGUUAAACCUUGGAGACCCUGGCGCGGAUUUAUUGGGUACGGCCUGGACGAGAAUCACGAGUCUCCGUCGGUUUUCAAGGGCCGGCCCCGAGAGCGCCAACCGGACAACCGCAAGGCCGGGUGCUUUUACGGGAACCCCUUUUCCCUAUCUGGGCAAGCCCCCGAUUCCAGGGGAUUGGGUUCCCUUACAAAGAAAAGAGAACUCUUCCCCGGGGGGCCCUCGCCGACCCGUUCCGAAUUCGUUUUGCGUUACCGAACGCGACCCUUGCGGGCCAAUCUCCGUGUCCAG